UAGGCUGUCAAUCCUACAAAAUACCAAUGAAUGCCUUGGACCUCAUAUUCAUUAUCAUCGACCCCAUCAUUCUUCCCCAACCAUGGCAGAGACGAGCCCAAAAAUCAAGAUUAUGGCGGGUGCCGCGCCAGACUUAUCUGCGGCUACAUUCCAAAUUUUCGACGAGUCGCAUACGAUUGGAAAUGCUCUGCGGUGGAUGAUCAUGAAAAACCCGAAGGUGGAGUUUGCGGAUAUAGGUUACGUGCCCCAUCCUUCCGAAAACCUCAUUCAGCUGCGAAUACAGAUGUAUGAUGGGCUCUCGUCCUUGAAUGCGCUCCUUGAAGCACUGACGAAUCUUGAUGCUGUAUGUGAGGCCGUUGAAAACAAGUAUCACGCAAGUCUUGCUACGAAUGACUAUGAGCGGUGGGAGGAGAGGAGCUAGGCAGUGCUGGUGUGCGUAACAAACGACUUGCUGCUUUCACGACGAGUGCACUGUAGUUUGUUCGUUAUGCAGUGUGCACGCGAUAAUGUGGACUACUCCCUUCUGGAGUUUGGCGCAAUAUCACAUAUGCAUCUUCUGAUGUCUAACAGAAUAAGCGUCCUGCAC
This is a messenger RNA of Suillus subaureus, 586 nucleotides long. RefSeq names its product DNA-directed RNA polymerase. Gene Ontology annotation, biological process: DNA-templated transcription. Gene Ontology annotation, molecular function: protein dimerization activity; DNA-directed RNA polymerase activity. The coding region runs from base 83 to 421 and encodes 112 amino acids. The transcript is spliced from 5 exons. Gene Ontology annotation, cellular component: RNA polymerase III complex; RNA polymerase I complex. Lineage: Eukaryota; Fungi; Basidiomycota; Agaricomycetes; Boletales; Suillaceae. The record is from RefSeq and is a predicted model, not a curated record.